Volvox carteri f. nagariensis is the source of this 1300-nucleotide messenger RNA. RefSeq names its product component of cytosolic 80S ribosome and 60S large subunit (gene rpl32). Gene Ontology annotation, biological process: translation. The record is from RefSeq and is a predicted model, not a curated record. Gene Ontology annotation, cellular component: ribosome; cytosolic large ribosomal subunit. The transcript has 4 exons. The coding region runs from base 48 to 449 and encodes 133 amino acids. Lineage: Eukaryota; Viridiplantae; Chlorophyta; Chlorophyceae; Chlamydomonadales; Volvocaceae. Gene Ontology annotation, molecular function: structural constituent of ribosome.
AACCGGCGGGCCCAACAGUGUCGCACCCUGGGAAGGGCCUGUUAAAAAUGGUGCAGCCCCUGAAGAAGGUCAAGAUUGUGAAGAAGCGCACCAAGCAUUUCGACCGGCACCAAAGCGACCGGAAGGACUCGAUUAAGCCCUCAUGGCGCAGGCCCAAGGGUAUUGAUAACCGCGUGCGCCGCAGGUUCAAGGGCGCCCUGCCGAUGCCCAACAUCGGCUACGGGUCUAACAACAAGACCAAGCACAUGCUCCCGAACGGUUUCCUGAAGUACACGGUCCACAACGUUAAGGACCUGGAGCUGCUGAUGAUGCACAACAGGCGCUUCUGUGCCGAAAUUGCGCACAGCGUUGCCGUGCUCAAGCGCAAGGCUAUCGUGGAGCGCGCUGCUCAGCUGAACAUCCGCGUCAUCAACGGCAACGCUCGCCUGCGCAGCCAGGAGGACGAGUAAACAGCACGUCUUGCUGCGUGUUGUUGCUAAGCUCUGCUUGGCUUCUGCCGCCUGCUGGGGGGAGGAGAGCAGCCAGGGCUAUGGCUGCUGCAUCUACUCGCGUGUAAAUUUUCACCGUGCACACUUCAGAGUCGAUCCAUAGCUUUGGUAGCGACGAUAACAUGCUGAAGCACCUUCAGCAGCGCUAUACCUCAAUUGAAUGUCGGUUUCAGUUGCAUGAAUUAAUGACCUCCCUGGUAACGAUCUUACAACGUGAACAUGUCGGCGAUCCCGGCACAGUACUGAAUGGCAUCAAUCGCAAGACGCAGUCAGAACAGCUCAUCUAUCACCAAAACUACCAUGUUCCGUCCUUGCUCUCGAUUUCGCCGAGGAUUUCCGAUGCGAUACAGCUAAUCCUAACUAGUGAACACAAUCGUAUGCUAUACCUUGCUUCGUGUAAACAACGACCGCGCUGCUGAAUUUAAACACAUUCCUUAUCUGUAUGGCUCAGGAUUCGACAUCUGCACAGCCUCGACCACGCCACUAUUAUACAUGCAUGCACACUGUUGCACGCGGCUGAGCAUGUGCGGCAUCCCCAAAGCUACUACUAGCACCAGAACAAUGAGCAGCGGCCGUCAGGAGGUGGAGGACCAAUAAUCAGCACAAACACCACAAGUAAAAUCAGGCUGGCUGCCGUCCCUGCCUUCAAGAAGUCUGCAUUGCUCCAAAGGUCCACGAGCACCCUUUCCGCCCGGCGGAUACGCUCACCCUCUUGCCCUCCCCACCCGCCCGACCCGCUGCUGCCGCUCAGCACCCGCCGCGGCGGAGGGGCCCGGCGCGGCUCCGUCCGGCUUCCCGUCGUCCUGCGCCCG